Messenger RNA from Cyphellophora europaea CBS 101466, 2076 nucleotides. RefSeq lists its product as uncharacterized. The record is from RefSeq and is a predicted model, not a curated record. NCBI's taxonomy places the organism in Eukaryota, Fungi, Ascomycota, Eurotiomycetes, Chaetothyriales, Cyphellophoraceae. The coding region runs from base 1 to 2076 and encodes 691 amino acids. The transcript has a single exon.
AUGUGGUCUCCAAGGAGCAGAGGGUUCCCCGGCCUUGGCUGGCUUUGCCUUGGAGCUCUUUCCCCAGCAGUCAGCGGGCUCACGGUCGAGAUCUCGGUUGCGGAUGACCUACUGCCCAGCGCCACAGAUGGCCGUGUCAUGCUCAUGUUUGCCCCUGUUGGAACAGAUCCUCUCGACGACACCGACGUCGUCACCUCGCCCAAUCUGUUCUUUGGCAAGAACCUCUACCAACUUACCGAGACGGAAACAGCUUCUCUGGAGGGCGGCAGUGGUGAUCAGCCGCGGAUCGAUGUCUGGGGCUUCCCCAACAUCAGCCUAGAUGACGUCGCACCUGGCGAAUAUACCGUACAGGCAUUCUUCAACCCUUAUGAGAUAGUCACUCGCGCCGAUGGCUCGGUCGUGAGUGUCCAUUUUCCAUGUGGCGACGGAGCUGAACCAGUCGACGGACCCGGAAGCCUCACGACUGAAGCCAUUAACAUCAGUCUUGCCGAGAGAGACUCCCAAACCAUCCAGCUCACCUUCGAUAAUGUUACUGCCACCGAAGACUUCACUGGUACCGAGAUUGGCGGUUGCUCACAAGGCAAUUACGAAGAUCUGGAACUGCUAAAGUACGUCAAGAUCCGCAGCGAGCUCUUGAGCGACUUCUGGAAUAGAGACAUGUACAUUGGUGCCAAUGUUCUUCUGCCCGCCGGCUAUGAUGCCAAUGAUUCCAGCACUCUAUACCCGGUGAUUUAUCAUCAAGGUCACUGGCCCGGGGAAAGCGGCGCCUACGGAUAUCCCGACGACCCAGAUUUCGUUGCAGCUUGGGACAAUGGCACUCUGCCAAAUACCACCACGCCCGCCCCACAGAUCAUCCUCGUCACUUUCCGCCACGAGACCGCCUUCUAUGACGACUCAUACGCUGUCAACACCGCCAAUCUAGGUCCAUACGGCGACGCCAUCAACGACGAACUCAUCCCGCACCUUGAGUCUCUCUUCCACAUGAACCCCCACCCAUACGCCCGCAUUCAAGACGGCGGCUCCACCGGUGGCUGGGAAUCGGCUGCCAACCUGAUCUUCCGGCCAGAUCUCUUCGGCGCCUGCUUUUCCUCCUACCCGGACUCCCUCUCCUUCCGCCGCCACCAGGAUAUCCCACUGUACAACGCCACCAAUGCCUACACCAACCCCGACGGCAGCAAGAUCUACUCAAUCCGCGAAGUCGUCAACGACACGUUAACCGACGUCACCACCGUCGAGCAGGAGAACCACUGGGAGCUCAGCUUCGGCACCUCGUCGCGCUCCGCGCUGCAGUGGGACGUGUGGAACGCCGUCUUUGGCGUCCAAGGCUACAACCACUACCCCCUGGAGCCGUGGGACAAAGUCACCGGCGACAUCUACCCCGAAGCCGUCGAGUACUGGCGCAGCAUGGACCUGGCCGAGCACAUCACCUCCAACUGGGACAACGCGCUGAAUCUAGGCGAGGCCCUGAAAGGCCGCAUCUUCGUCUACGUCGGCAGCUGGGACAACUACUUCCUCAACGAAGGCGUCGCAGAAUUCCAAGCCAUCGUGGACGCCAAAGGCGGCGCGGGCUGGGCCAACGUCACGAUCCUUGAGGGCGAGGAGCACGGCGGCGUCUACCAGCUCCGAGACGUCUGGGAUUACCUCCAGCUCGUGGAGCAGUGGGUCACGGACCACGCGCCGGACGGCCAGACGCCCCUGGCUGACGACGCCACGUCGCCGUCGUCGCGAGGGAACCUGUGGGCAGACGUGCUCGCCAGGGGUGGUCGUGAGGCCGCGCUGGCACGCCAGGCGCCGCCCGCUGUGGCCCUCGUCGACGGUGUCAUCCAGGCGAGCGUGGGACGCUGGGAUCCCGGCGUCGCGCUGCAGGCGCAGUGGCUGGUCAAUGGGACGCCCAGCGGCGGCGCAGCUUUCGCGGUCGCGCCGGGCGAGAACGUGACGUAUACGGCGGCAGCAUCAUCAUGGACGAGCUGGCGGGCACAUGGCUCGGGAUCGCAGUCGCAGCUGCAGUUGCAGGUGACGGGCCGGAAGCGCGGUUACGAGGACGAGACGAGGACGAGUGAUAGUUUCAGGCUUUAG